UUCCUAGUGAUGAAGUGAUUCAUAGUAGUUACUGAGUUUAGAGGAAGGUAACUGUUAAUCUACAAUGGGCUUAGAGGAUUAUAAAGAACUUGUGGCAUCAUGUGCCUCUAUUUGUACAAUGGGUCAAAUGUUAUCUGGAACAUUGAUAUGUAAGGAUAUUUAUCGAAAAGGCUCAUCCGAAGGUUUUGAUUCCAUGCCUUUUUUGGGUGGUAUAGGAAUGUGUAUUUUAAUGCUUCAAUAUGCAUGGAUUUUGAAAGAUAUUGCAAUGAUUAAUGUUAAUAUUUUUGGAUUACUCACAAAUAUGGCAUACAUGGCUGUAUUCUAUUAUUACUCACCACACACGAAAGAUAUACUUGCCUCGAUAGGCAAGGCAACAACUUUUGUCAUGGUCUUUCUUGCAUAUGCACAAGUGGAAAGUCCUGAGAAGAUCGAAUUUAGAUUCGGUUUGAUUGUGACAGUGUUAUUGUUGCUCUUAGUGGCAUUUCCUCUCAUACAUCUUAGAAAAAUUAUAGAAACAAAAAAUACGGAUAUUCUUCCAUUUCCGAUCAUAUUUAUGGGUACUAUUGUCACAUUUUUAUGGUUAUUGUAUGGUCUCAUAAUUAAUAACGUUUUUAUUAUCUUUCAGAAUUCGGUAGCUUUUGUUUUAUCUUUGGCACAAAUGUCGUUAUUCGUAAUUUACCCAUCGAAAUCGAAAAACAAAGAAUCUACACAAAAGAAAACGGAAUAAGAAAAGUGAAAUGAAAUUAUGUAAAUAUAAAUAUUAAAAGCGUGUAGAUUUCAACAAACAUUUUAUCUUCAGCUAUUAAAAUUUUUCUAUAUGUAUACCGAUUAAGAUAAGUUUCGACAAUUCCAAUAGUUUUAUUACAUAAUAUACAUCAUCAUAUUAUUAGUCACGACUAUUGUGCCUACUAUUGUGCCUAGACAGUUUAAAAAAAAUAAAUAAGAUUUUUUUAAAUUAAA
Molecule: messenger RNA, 960 nt
Organism: Apis cerana (Asiatic honeybee)
Lineage: Eukaryota; Metazoa; Arthropoda; Insecta; Hymenoptera; Apidae
Product: sugar transporter SWEET1
Biological process (GO): carbohydrate transport
Cellular component (GO): membrane
Molecular function (GO): sugar transmembrane transporter activity
Source: RefSeq, a predicted model, not a curated record